This is a messenger RNA of Sungouiella intermedia, 1356 nucleotides long. The record is from the annotation of a GenBank genome assembly. Lineage: Eukaryota; Fungi; Ascomycota; Pichiomycetes; Serinales; Metschnikowiaceae.
AUGUCUGCUCCCUUCAAGCUCUCGACAAGAGCAAAAGUUGGUUUAGGACUUCUCAUAUCGUAUACAUCCUUUGAGGCAUACAUGCACAUCCGUACUUCUUUAUUGAUCCGAAAUCGUCAGAAACUGCCAGAAACUUUGGAGCAAAAUGAGUAUAGGAAGUUCGAAUCUGCAGUUGUUCUGGGAAUGUUUGUUAAUCCUUUUGAAGAAUAUAGGCCGCAGACAGGCUUCGAGUUCUUACUAGUGAGAAUAAUGGAACUCGUCGAGAGUUUUUAUGGCAACAAGAUUGAACUUCACGACAUGUAUCCAUCACCAGAAGGAGACUUUGCUGAAGUCGACCACCUUCUCAAGACAUUCAAGCCAAACUAUGAACUAAUGAGACAUAAUUCCCAGAUCUUGCAAUUAUGCUUCGAAAAGAAUGACUUUGCUGAUCUUUAUAAAACAAAAAAAUCCACGAUGAACACGAGCGUAAGUGAUCAAAUGCUCUUCACAUGGCUUGGACAAUCUUGCUCGUUGGUACAGAUCAGUGGUAUUAACUUUCUAACUGAUCCUAUGUUUAGUGAUCAUCUAAUAAGCAAGUCAUUUGGGCCAAAGCGUUUGGUUCUGUCACCUAUGACUGUGGAUGAUGUUAUGCAUGCUACAAAGGACAACCUCAAUUUUGUUCUUGUUUCCCAUAACCAUCCCGAUCAUCUUGAUAUGGAAGCAGCAAAACAGAUUGGAAAUCUGGCUUAUUGGAUAGUUCCGCUAGGUCUUAAGAAAAUUUUGGCUAGAAAGGGCAUUUACAAAGUGAUAGAAAUGGAUUGGUGGGAGAAGAUCAGCAUUAACGGAUUCAUUAAUCAAGAAUCUCCUGCGAAAUUUCCUGAUGAUCUCGAAAUUGUUUGUGUUCCUGCAAUGCAUUGGUCAGGAAGACAUAUUGUGGAUUCCAACACUUCAUUAUGGGGAUCAUUCAUACUUCAACGUAACGGUCAAUCUUUGUUGUAUCAUGCUGGGGAUACCGGAUACGUCAAAGAAUUGUAUGAACUUAUCGGCUCCAAAUUUGGACCUGUUACCCUCAGUUUGUUGCCCAUUGGACAGUAUUGCCCGUCGUGGCACCAGAAGCCAAGGCAUAUCUCACCUGCGGAAAGUCUUCGUAUUGCGUCCGUUUUAGACUCACGUUAUGUCCUCGGCAUCCAUUUCGGCACUUUCAAGCUCAGCUCUGAGCCAAUUCUCGAGCCUAAAAACAAAUUAUUGGAUAUGGCGAAGCAAAUGGGCAAGUCUGGUUUGUACAAGGUUCCUGAGUUUGGAUUGACGUAUCUGUAUCACCUUGAUGAUGGUCUGCAUUAUCCACAUUUUCAUGUUGGAAAGGGUCCAGCCGAAUAG